AUGUCAAUUUUGCCUUUCACUCCCCCCAUUGUCAAAAGACUUUUGGGCUGGAAGAAGGGAGAGCAGAACGGCCAGGAGGAGAAAUGGUGUGAAAAGGCAGUGAAGAGUCUGGUGAAGAAGUUGAAGAAAACCGGGCAGCUGGAUGAACUGGAGAAAGCCAUCACCACGCAAAAUAUCAACACGAAAUGCAUCACUAUACCGAGGUCGCUGGAUGGCCGACUGCAGGUGUCCCACAGAAAAGGUCUGCCCCAUGUCAUCUACUGCCGUCUGUGGCGCUGGCCCGACCUGCAGUCCCACCAUGAGCUGCGGGCGAUGGAGCUGUGCGAGUACGCCUUCCACACCAAGAAGGAUGAGGUGUGCGUCAACCCCUACCACUACCAGAGAGUAGAGACACCAGUUCUCCCACCAGUUCUGGUGCCCAGACACACAGAGAUCCCCAGCGAAUUCCCACCUCUGGACGACUACAGUCAUUCAAUCCCCGAAAAUACCAACUUCCCCGCUGGCAUUGAGCCCCAGAGCAAUUACAUACCAGAAACGCCUCCGCCAGGCUACCUCAGUGAGGAUGGAGAGACCAGCGAUCACCAGAUGAAUCACAGCAUGGACACAGGCUCCCCCAACCUGUCGCCCAACCCCAUGUCACCCACACACAGCAACCUAGACCUUCAGCCCGUGACGUACUGCGAGCCGGCGUUUUGGUGCUCCAUUUCCUACUAUGAGUUGAACCAGCGGGUAGGGGAGACCUUCCAUGCCUCGCAGCCCUCGCUGACUGUGGACGGUUUUACGGACCCCUCCAACUCAGAGCGCUUCUGCCUGGGCCUGUUGUCCAACGUCAACCGCAAUGCUGCCGUGGAGCUGACGCGCAGACACAUCGGCCGGGGUGUGCGGCUGUAUUACAUCGGAGGAGAGGUGUUUGCUGAAUGCCUCAGUGACAGCGCCAUCUUUGUCCAGAGCCCCAACUGUAACCAACGUUACGGCUGGCACCCUGCCACUGUCUGCAAGAUACCUCCAGGCUGUAACCUGAAGAUCUUCAACAACCAGGAGUUUGCCGCCCUUCUGGCCCAGUCAGUCAACCAGGGCUUUGAAGCCGUUUACCAGCUCACCAGGAUGUGCACGAUCCGCAUGAGUUUUGUCAAGGGCUGGGGAGCCGAGUACAGGCGACAGACGGUGACCAGCACCCCCUGCUGGAUCGAGCUGCACCUCAACGGCCCCUUGCAGUGGCUGGACAAGGUGCUCACACAAAUGGGCUCCCCCAGCAUCCGCUGCUCCAGUGUGUCCUAGGGAAACCCUCCUCCACCCACUUCCUGUACACCACAUCUCCGAUCAGUGAAUUGACUAAAAAACACACAGACUGAAUGCUGACGAGAACGGCUUGGCAAGAAUAGAUAAAUGACUAAACUCCCCCGAUUCAGCCAAUCCUCAUUCUGCAACCUACUCCUUCCUCCCCACCAGCUGUUGGUAGCACUUUUUAUAUACAUGUUGUUUGUUGCAAAAGGGGACAAGUGCAUUAAUGCAGUACCAUGUUAGUAUGGUCUCCACGUUGUGUCCGUAUCUAUUUUGAUGGCAAUUUUUAUAUGUUUGAUAUUGUUGGCAUCUAAAGUGCCAGACAGGCUGUAGCAUGGGAGUAGAAGUUUAAAAAAAAAGCAAGAGAUUCUCCUUUUCUUUCAUUUGUUAUGUAAAAUGAAUUUUUAUUUUUUCUUUGGUUUUUUUUGUACAGACAAAACCUGCAAUUAUUAGACGAGUGGAUUUUUGAAAAUAUGAUUUUUUUUUUUACUAUCACGGCAUGUGUAAGAUCACGUUACACUCAUUUCAGUUGACUUUGUCUCUGUGUUGGGCAUUUGUUAGAUUAUGAAGACAUUUACAAAUGUGACCCGGUGAGAUGGAUUGAAAAUGCAUGAAUCAAUGGCAAUGUUUUUCAGUUACCACUUGAAAGCACCGCGUGAAGGAAUAUACUGUAAGUGACGAGGUUUCUAUCAUUCUUACAGCCCAAAUUACCCCAAUCCUUUUCCGUGUACAGUGCUAAGGACAUUGUGCUUGAUUACAUAAUUGUAGGUAAACAAUACAUGGAGCAUUGUUAGCUACAGCAGGGUCUCAUCUUUCGAUCAGUUCCCACUCCUACUGGCCGGUUCAAACCUCCCCACCAAGCCAAAAAAACAAAAAACAAAAAACUAAUCCGUCUCACUGGAGGCAGACCAGAUCUGUCGCCUGCCAGUGGCACAGUGGUUUGGGCCGUGGAUUUGAACUGCAGGCCAGAUGUCUCUCUCUGACUAAGCAGUCUGACGCUUCAGGACAGUUCUCAGAAAGGAGUUGGAUCUCUUGAAACCCCCAGAAAACCAUCAGUGACAUCAUCAGGAACACAAUGUACCAGUUAAAAUGUUACGGAAUACAUAUUAGGUAGUGUUCAUUACGAAUGCGAUUAUGGUUCAUAGCUGGACUCGGGCUAGUCAGCGGGUGCUAUCAUGUGAAAUUAAUAUCCUGUGAUAAGUACAGGAAAGCUUUGCCAAUUUGCAGUACAUGUUUUCAGUGUUUUCAUGCAUAGUAAUAAACAUACAGUAGGCAUUUACACACAGCUAUAGACCCUUCUGGAAAACUGUAAAUUAAACACACAGUGUACAUUUGUUGACACACUUGUGACUGAGAUGAAUGCUCUGCAGAAGGCUUUGAAAUGAAUGAGAGUAGGAGCGUGUCGUUGCUAUGUAAAUGUGCAGCCCCAGCAGUCCUUAACAUUGCUCUUGUUUUCAGCCAUUGUUUAUGUUGUUCUGUUUUAGAGUUUUUUUGUUUUGUUUUUUUGUAUGCACUCAGGACUGACAAGACAAACUGAAUUAUGUACAGAAAUCAGUGAAAACGAAAGACGCUUGCUUAUUUUCCAGGACUCUUCAGACUUAGAAGUCUAUUUUGCUAUCAUAUAUUUUUUGUAGGACUACAAGGGGAUAAUGUGUUGUUGAUGGCAUCUUCUGCCCCCAGUGUUUGACAUUACAGUGUAAAAAAAAAAUACUGCUGGCAGGUCUGCGGAUGCUAAUCUUGUAUUUUUCUACCCGUGAAGAUGAGGCCGUUUUAAUACAGAGCACAGGUUUUUUUUUUUUUUUUUUUUUUUUUUUUACAAAGGGAAAUGUUUAGAUAGAGUUAUGUACAUAAUGAUAGCUCCUCAGAGUAUAAUGUCCCUAUUUUUUUAAGUAUCUGUGUACGCAUGUACAUGUACAUUUGUGUUAAUAUGCGACCAUUAACCUUUGUAAUGUUGAUGGUUUUGGCAGCAAGGCAACAGUGGGAAAGAGGUCCAACUUUGAAAAAAAAAAAAAAAAAAUGUUGAAAGAGCUAUUGCUAAAAUUAAAAAUUGAAGUCUUAGCUUUGGACCCAUUUCCUGUCACCCUUCCUGCUGUGGAAGUGGUUUUGGCUUCCUUCUGGUGCAACCCCAAAUACAUAACACUAGACAAUGUCAUAGUGGGUAAAUAUGGACAGUAUUUUGACUCUUUUUACAGUGCUUGUUAUACAUUAACUCAGUGUCUGAUGUUAAUGCUAGCCCAGUGGUGCUAAUCUUUAACAUUGUAGGGACUUGAGAGAACUGUAAAGCCAGGGGAUUGUACUUCUAAAGAUGGUGUAAUUCUAUCACUGUUUAAGUGUUUGCUGUUUAUGAUGAAUCACACCUGCAAAAUAUAGUGCUGCAUUGUUUCAGAAACAGUAGUAUCUACCAGUCUGAAACAACAGAGCUCUUUGUAGGGCUUUCCCAAGUGUCCACGAUAGCAACGAUCCUAAUCCCAAUGGGUCCUUUCAUCCCAUGUUCAAUGUAUUUACCCAGUAGGGAAUAUUUUGCAAGUAAAUUUGUCAUUUUUUAUAUGCUAUUCAAGAUAUAGUGCUUGUGUUUUUCUCUUGGUUAAAUUGUUUACUGUAAUCGGUAUUAGUUGUGAUUUGUGCUUUUGUGCUCUGAAUUGGUCUUCUAGAUGUCUUUUGUACAAAACUAUAUCCUUUUUUUCCCCUCUGCCUAUGAAAUGCUGUUGAAUGUUGAUGUGAUGCAUUGUAUUUUUGUUUUAUUGUUGGUCUAUGAAUAAAAUCUAUAUCUUGUGGUGAUA
Myripristis murdjan (pinecone soldierfish) is the source of this 4061-nucleotide messenger RNA. RefSeq names its product mothers against decapentaplegic homolog 3. Gene Ontology annotation, molecular function: RNA polymerase II cis-regulatory region sequence-specific DNA binding; I-SMAD binding; DNA-binding transcription factor activity, RNA polymerase II-specific. Gene Ontology annotation, biological process: SMAD protein signal transduction; positive regulation of transcription by RNA polymerase II; activin receptor signaling pathway. Bases 1 to 1278 code for a protein of 425 amino acids. The record is from RefSeq and is a predicted model, not a curated record. NCBI's taxonomy places the organism in Eukaryota, Metazoa, Chordata, Actinopteri, Holocentriformes, Holocentridae. Gene Ontology annotation, cellular component: heteromeric SMAD protein complex. The transcript is spliced from 8 exons.